Molecule: messenger RNA, 2153 nt
Organism: Acaromyces ingoldii
Lineage: Eukaryota; Fungi; Basidiomycota; Exobasidiomycetes; Exobasidiales; Cryptobasidiaceae
Exons: 5
Coding region: 306-1982 (558 amino acids)
Source: RefSeq, a predicted model, not a curated record
CCAAUGGUCUGAAUCAACCUUCCUUUUAGAAGGCCCACCUUAAGCUUCUGCAACCUAUCUCCCUCGACGCCCUCGCUCCCGCCAGCCAGUUCUGCAAAGAUUCGACUUCCCCGGCAGACAGAGGCAGCACAGACCGCUAUAACACACACGCCAUACACAGAUCUGCGACGAGAAGAGCCUUAAAGUCAGCCUACAAGUUACUCCGCUGGUGCUUCCUCUUCAGGCGCUCGAGCUCUUGCGUUUCCGCCGCGAACGGGGCAUCUUCGAAGGGCUGCUGUCUCUUGCGAUCUUACAGAUCGGUCAAGAUGUCUGACAAGUCGGACAGCCCGCGUCGACCGACGAACAUGCCCUCGGGCGCCUCAUCGCUGUCCGAGAGAAUCGCAGCGUUGCAGCGCAAGAGCAGCGCCAGUGGCGGCCAACACCCGAGAUCGACGAGCGACUCGUCUUCGCGAGGCGCGAAUCUGUCACCGAGCGGCUCCCCCUCCCGCUCUUUCUCUGGCAGCGGCGGCGUCAACAGCCAGGGUGUCCGCGAUCGCAUCACCCGAUUUCAGACGCAAGCCCAAACGGCAGGCGAGAAGCCGCUGCUACCCAGAAGCGCAUUUGGCCAGGGCGCUGGCGCAGACGGGUCUUCCAACAGGGUGCUGAAGCCCUACCCAGGCGCCAAUGCGGCAGGCAGCGGCAGCGGUGCAUGGGGAGAGGGUGUCCUUCGGCCUCAGCUCACCGGCGGCACCUGGGUCGGUGGUGGCAACCAGGGCGGUUGGUCCGAUGGCAUUCGUCCACAGAACACCGGAGGCACCCAUGGCCUCUCUCAAUUCAGAACCAGGGGGUCACCAUCGCCCUCGCCUUCACUGCCACGGACGCCCGGAGCAGGCAAAGAUGCCUUUCUGGAGCUCGACGAGCCUAGCUCACCGACUGCCUUUGUGCCGAGGCCCGACCAUCUGCGGCGAGGGUCGAGCUUCAGCGAGGCGCAAAUGGCGGCUGCCUCUGCCGGCCUGCGACGGCCGACGAGGAACGGGAGCAGCACUGUUGGCGACGGUACCACGAGCGAGGCCGGCGCCUCCUCGGUGACCGACAGCGACGUGGCCAACCUGACUGAUGUCACCUCCACCUCCAGCAGCCUGCCCAAGCUUCCCGAUGCUCCCCAGAUUGAGCUUGACGGCGGUGCUGCUCCUGCUGCACCACAAGAUCCUACGGUGCCAAAACUGCCGUCACCGCCGUCCGAUACGCCCGUCUCGCCGGCGAAGAGCGCAGGCAGGCAGUCCCUGUCGAGCGAUGUCGAGAUUGGCGUCUCGGGCGCUUCACCCGCUAAGAUGGCCGCCCUCCGUCGCAGCCUCUCGGGUACAGGCCCCGAAGAGCAAGGAGGAGAAGGCAGUGGCGUCGCAGAAGAAGUCGAAGGCCGUGUACCUACGCCUAUGGGCGUCGAUGAGGUGGCGGCCGCGCGAGCCGACGACCCUGCGGAGGGCAUCGGACGCUUGGCUCUCGACCCUGGUUCGGGGCCAGGCGAUGACGAGAGCGACGACGGGCAUCGCGGGCCCUUGAGCACGGUGCAACCCAGCCUAACGGCCACAGAUCUGCCCAGCAGGGCCCAGGUCGAAAGGACGUCGAGCGGUCGUGUCGACGCCCAAGAUCCCCAGGCUCAUGAAGUAAUGGGCCCUGGCCUUCUCGUGCCUCAGGAUGCUGUGGCCAGCGCUGAUGCCAAGACGCACGCUGCGGCUGCUGCGUCGGAAAAGAAGAAGGAUCAUGAGCAGGAGCAGGAGCCAGAAAGUAAAGGAAAUGACACGACGGCUGCCAACGGCGAAAACGGCCAUCUCUCAUCACCUUCGUCAAAGGGCGCAGCAGCAAAGGCGCGCGAGGCCAUUGCCACUGGGCGGAGCAAAUCGAUUAGGAGACCACCGCCUGGCCGCAUGAUGUCGGCGGCCGAGAUGGACGCGAGCGAUGAUGAGUACGAACCUGGUUGGGCAAGCGUUAUCAGCCGGAGCUGAUGCGAAGAUGGCCUAGCCAGUAAUGCCUGCACUCUAUUUUCCGUCAAUACAAGCCUCUUUCAUGUGCACAAUUUCCUUUCUUUUUCGCUGCCUCGCUCUUUUGUCCUGUUCUCGUCUGUCCUUUCUUUCAUCUUCUCUACCAUCAUCAUCAACAGCUAGCCAUACAUCCGU